CUGCAUUUGAACUGUAUUCCGUAAGGUGUAAUUGCAAGGAAGAAACGACAAAUCGUUGGGCUUAGUCAAAGGAAAAAUGUUCUUGAAUUCUCUGCUGAUAUGUGUUGCAUGAUCUCCACUUGGCCUUUGUUUUAAUAUUUUUGAAUUUUAACAAAUUAUUAUUGAUGUCAAAUGGCUAUUCAAAAUUCUGGAUAGACGUCUAUGGCCGGCUUUGGUUUUUUAACCGAAAGAAAUCACUUCAGAGGAAUUCCACUAACCCAAAGUAUACGAAAAUCAUAUUUUUAUGAUUGUUGGUAUUUCGGGAAGCUUUUGUUAAAUAUGUACGGUUUUGGAUGAUAUGCGAUUCGACACUUAGGGGAAGAAUUUGCUUGCCAUGCGUUUCUUCCACGCGGAUGAAAGAGAGAGAGUUAGGGUUUGGUAAUUAUAAAGUAAAACGGGUUCUGAUUGACGGGAAACUCUUCUUGUGUUGUUUUUGGAUUGAAAUUUAUGCAGAUUGCAGAAAGCAGUGUUUUGGUGACUGCGUUAAUUCUGAUUCGGAGAAUCUGAAGGUCGUGCUUUUAUCAUAUUUUCGAAAUGGUUGAAGAUUUUGUUGAAAUAGUUGACGAGGCACCUUUGGAUAUAACUAAAUACACUAAUCUAGUGAGGAGUCCAGCAGCUGGGGCAAUUGCAACCUUUAUGGGAACAACAAGGGACACUUUUGAGGAUAAAGAGGUUGUGGAGCUUCGAUAUGAAGCUUAUGUUCCCAUGGCUCAUAGACAGCUUAGAGCAAUAUGCACUGAAGCUAGAAACCGCUGGGAACUGAUGCGAGUUGCAGUGGCCCAUCGUCUUGGCGUUGUACCCGUUGGGGAAGAAAGUGUUUUUGUUGCAGUGUCCUCUGUUCAUAGGAGGGAUGCUCUUGAAGCCUGUGAGUAUGUUAUUGAUGAGAUCAAAGCAUCAGUUCCUAUUUGGAAAAAGGAAAUUUAUACUAAUGGUGAGGUUUGGAAGGAGAAUUCUGAGUUCUUAUUGCGAAAACCAGAGCCUAGUAGACAGCAGGCAGACUCAAAAGCUAAUAAAAGUGGUCAACAUUUCAGGUGCUGUGGUCACAAGGAAAGAGUGUCUGUGAAUGGUGAUGAUUUCGAAGAUAGAGUUGUGGGGAACAGUGAGAAAGAAACGGAAGGAAAUGGGCAUUUUGAAGGGGAAGUCAAUGCAGAAAGAUGCAUACGAGAAGAGGAUUGCCAGGGUUAGUCUCUAUGCGACUUUCCUUAAGUACAAGUGCUACUCCUUUCUUGGGCUUCAGAGUGUAUGCUUGUGAAGGGAAGUGGUCGUAUUUAUCUGGUUGUGAAAACAUUGAAAUGUAAGAAGAAAAAAUUUAAUAGCUCUUUUAUAAAUGUUGUGUUUCUUCAUGUUAUUUGUGAGCAAUUGAAAUUUAAGAAGAAAAAUUUAAAUAGCUAUCUUUAUAAAUGUUGUGUUUUCUUCUGUUAUUCUUACAGUUGGAAAAUGAUGCAGUUUGAUUGUAAUCUUCAUCUGGUUUCCAGAUUGUCAAUCUAUUACCGAGCAAAU
Messenger RNA from Cryptomeria japonica (Japanese cedar), 1539 nucleotides. RefSeq names its product molybdopterin synthase catalytic subunit. The transcript is spliced from 2 exons. NCBI's taxonomy places the organism in Eukaryota, Viridiplantae, Streptophyta, Pinopsida, Cupressales, Cupressaceae. The coding region runs from base 574 to 1224 and encodes 216 amino acids. The record is from RefSeq and is a predicted model, not a curated record. Gene Ontology annotation, molecular function: molybdopterin synthase activity. Gene Ontology annotation, biological process: Mo-molybdopterin cofactor biosynthetic process. Gene Ontology annotation, cellular component: cytosol.